GUAUUGGCUGUUUUCGGCGCUGUGCUGGCGCUUUGUUACUUCAGGCUUGCGCAGCCCGCAGACUUCGUGGCAUUGCCAGAAGAGUCGACGUCUUCCAAAGGUGCCUUUGGAAGAAGGCAAGCCGCACUAGUGAGUUCUCUGACUGGCUUGAUGGCUCCCGGCGCCCCAGCCGUUGCCGCAGGCGGCGAUGUCGUAGUGCUGAAGAAUGGCCUGAAAUUCCCCAAAGCAUCCUUCGGAUUGCAGAUCUAUGGCGAUGACGUGGCGCAGCAGUUGACGCAGACCUCCUUAUCCCUUGGCUACCGGAACUUCUUUGCGUCAGUGCUAGCAGGCAACCAGAGAGGCUUCGCCAAAGGCUUUCAAGCGUCUGGCGUUCCACGGGAAGACGUUUUCAUCUGCGGAUCUGUUGUGAGCAACCGUGCCAAAGGCUACAAGGCAGCGUACAAAGCUACGAAGAAAGGAUGCGAGGAGAAUUUGGAAGCCUUCAAAGUUGGUGGCAUCACGUAUGUCGACAUGAUCAUGCUGGACUACCCAGGACCCAACUGCGAUUCCAUCAAAGGCCAGUGGCAAGCCUUCGAGGAGAUGUUGGCGGCGGGGCAGACCAAGAGUUUGGCUGUCAGCAACUUUUCGCCUGAACAGCUGGACUGCUUGCUGUCCAACUCCUCCGCAACCCCACCAGUGGUCAACCAGCUUCCGUUUUCAAUCAGCUACGCGGAGCCCAACAUCCUCGAGGAAAAUGCCAAACGGGACGUGGUUGUCCAGGCAUGGGCUCCUUUGGGUGGUUCCACUGGAGGCAUUUCCAAGCCUGCACGAAGAGCCUGCGAGGAGAUCGGCAAGAAGUACGGCAAAUCCUGGGCUCAAGUGGCUUUGCGGUGGAUUGUUGACAAAGGGGCGACAUUUUCCACCCAGACGCGCUCCACGGAGCACUUCAAGGAAGACAUCGACAUCUUCAGCUUCAAGCUAUCCCCGGAUGACCUGGCACAGCUAGAGAAGUUUGCUUAG
Symbiodinium pilosum is the source of this 999-nucleotide messenger RNA. NCBI's taxonomy places the organism in Eukaryota, Dinophyceae, Suessiales, Symbiodiniaceae. The record is from the annotation of a GenBank genome assembly.